Mytilus californianus (California mussel) is the source of this 599-nucleotide messenger RNA. RefSeq lists its product as uncharacterized. The record is from RefSeq and is a predicted model, not a curated record. Bases 37 to 486 code for a protein of 149 amino acids. Lineage: Eukaryota; Metazoa; Mollusca; Bivalvia; Mytilida; Mytilidae. The transcript is spliced from 4 exons.
UACGGAGUAGAAUUUCAAUCUAAUUAAUAUAUACAAAUGCAAUUUAUGAUUCGCUGUUUUCUAGGUACAGUUUCUUCAACAACUCCAAGUCAAAGCUUAAUUGCUGUAGAAAUACCAAAGAAAGGUUCAAGUACAACUUUUCAUAAAGGUGACGAAUUUACUUCAACCAAAAGUCAAAACACACUUGCUACAAGGAAAGGUUCUAACGCUAGUUUUGAUAUAAAUGCAGUGAUUGGUGGUACACUAGGUGCAUGUUCUUUGAUUAUUGUGUUAGUUGUGCUGAUUGUAUGCAAAGUGAGAUCAAAGGGGAUUUUUACAGAUUCGAAUACUCAUAAUUAUGAAGACACUAGUCGUGUGAACUUUUCAACGACAACAUACGAGGAUCUCGACAAUAAAAAGCAUACGAAUUUAACAGCAACAACAAAUCAAACUUGUGUCAUUGAUGAAGCCAGUACACCAGUAUAUGAAGAAGUAAAUAAAAAUUGAGAAACCGGGAAAUACUAUAUCAAAAUAAGAGUAUGUCCGUAGUGAUAUUAUCAAUGGUUCAUCAUUUAUUUUUUCCGUUGACUGACUGAAUACUAGCGGAAUAGACUGUAAGA